ACCAGUCGUUGCCAAACAAACAAAAUGGCUGAAGAGCAGGAGGUGUCUAGUGCUGCGUCCUCACUUUCUCCGAAAACCACCGUCAAGGACUUACAAUUUAUUAUAACUGAGCCUGCUGGUGGUUUCUAUAUGAUGCCUAAUGAUGCUUACAACGAAGUUUUUAACGGAAUCUUCAUUGGCGAAGCAUCAACGGCCAUGAAUGAAGGGGAGCUACAAGACCUUGGCAUCACCCAUAUACUGAAUGCCGCGCAUGGAAACAAGUAUUACCACGUCCAAACAGGCCCUGAUUAUUAUAGGGGAUCUGGCAUCAUCUACCAUGGCAUACCUGCCAUGGAUAUGUUCACUUUCAAACUUGACCGCUAUUUUGACGAAGCGUGCGAUUUCAUCGCCAAAGCGGUCGGAACCAAGAACUCUGAAAAGCUUAACGGGAAGAUUUAUGUCCACUGUAAGGAGGGCGUUAGCCGAUCCGCAAGCCUUGUCUUGGCCUACUUAGUGAGAGAUCAAGAAAUGGAACUUAAGGAGGCGGUGAGAAUCGUGCGGAGCAAGCGAGAAAUUUCACCUAACGACGGCUUUCUUCAACAAUUGAUAGAUUACUCGAGUAAGCUCGGAAGAGCCUAAAUAAUUAGCGGCAACUCUCUUCUUGUAAUUGCUUUAAAAAUAUUUAUGUAUUAACGGAGAGAAAUGAAACAGAUGUUGUGUCAUCGAUACAAUUUGUUAAGUAAUAUAUUUACAUAUUUGUAAAUUUAGAGCAGAAUAAAGCUCUUAU
This is a messenger RNA of Pocillopora verrucosa, 766 nucleotides long. Its product is annotated as dual specificity protein phosphatase 3-like. The record is from RefSeq and is a predicted model, not a curated record. Gene Ontology annotation, biological process: protein dephosphorylation; negative regulation of MAPK cascade. Lineage: Eukaryota; Metazoa; Cnidaria; Anthozoa; Scleractinia; Pocilloporidae. Gene Ontology annotation, molecular function: MAP kinase phosphatase activity; protein tyrosine/serine/threonine phosphatase activity. Gene Ontology annotation, cellular component: cytoplasm.